UAAUAUAUAUCUAAAUGAUACGUAUGCAUUCUCGAGUUGAGGUUAACACCGUUUUGCUCAUUUCACUGUUGAUUUAGGGGCAACGAGCACUAAGUCAUUCAUAUCAUAAGUUUUAACAUCCUAAAUUAUUUAAGAGUAGAAUCCCUCCCAUCAAAGUCAGAAAUUUUCAAUUCUGUUCCAGACAAUGAAUUUGAAUAACACCAAACAACGAUACUCUUGAUCGGCCAAUUGUGUCUUCAUAUUGAACGCCUGGCACUUUAAAAGAUUAUGGUAUAUAUUGCGUACUUUGCCCGUUCAUAAAUUAAUUUUUGAAUGCUUUUUGUAUUUAAGUUUAUUUAUAGCCGCCAUCGGUAACCCAAACAGACGACUUGUUCAACGGUUUGAUUUAAGCCUAGCCAACCAAUACUGAAUUACAGACAAUCUAUUCCGGCGGUCAUGUAAUAAAAAAAGGGUGAUAAUUAAUAUUAAUUUCGACUAACAUUCAAGCUCUGUAAUAAAAAAACACAAGCUAUAUAAUAAAAAAGAGAAUAAUAAUUAAUAUUAAAUUCGACUAACAUUCAUGCUGAGUACCAUACAAGAUAUGUAGGUAAUAUAUUUACUUUAAAUCUGUACUAUUUAAGAGGCUAUAAAACGACCUUUAAACUCAGAUGCUCAAGCGAAGUAGACAUAACAAAUUUAUUAACAUAUUUUUUGCCUUUGACCCACGGAGAAAUGUUCAAAUUUUACUGAUAAGGAGGCAAGAUUUUAAAAGAAAUUUCGAUUUUCCAUAUCAAAAUUUCGAAUUACAUAAGUCAGCAAUUCGAAUUAUAUAUCUCUCAAAAUUUCGAGUCGCACUUGUCACUAAUGCCCGUCCGUAGAUGUAAGACUAUACAUGUAUUUCUGUCCUUCUAAAAUCUUACAGCGUCUCUUGCAAACUCGUACACCGUCUUAAACUGUACGUCUGCUUUUUACCGUUUUACGAAAGACGGAUUGACAAAUCUUAAGAUAAAAAAAUGUUUCGUUUGUAAAGUCUUAAUAGUUUUUAUAGUUUAAUGUUUUUAGUCUUAUACUGGGAAAAUCUGGGCCCGUAUUUAUCAAUAUCCAGACUUUGUCACAGAAUGUCUAGAUGCACGUAUGCAUAAUCGCCAAAAUAUCUCAGCCAAAUUUCAUUUAUUAGAAUUGAUUAUAAAGAAAGCAAAGUAAAAUGAAAAACUGGUGUUCUAAGCAUAAAUUUUACGGUAAACGUUGUUGAAUAAGGACCUGCACUUCGCAAAUGUGUGUUUUACAGUGUCAACUGUCAGUGCCCUCAAGGUUUUACACACAAUAGUGCCAACGACACUUUAUAAAUACAACUUAUUUCCAGGCUGUUGAGACGUUUUUAUUUUCCCCUCUCUUAAAAGUUGUUCAUGAUUUUUACGGACCAUGAACCCACCUUGGCUGAAACAAGGGCUGAAGCGGUGCCGAGCGUUAAAAUACCCUGAAAUCCCGACAAUAAGCCGCGGCUUAUUUUAAAUUUUCGUAAGGAUUUGGUGGCUUAUUAUCGAGAACGGCUUAUUUUUGAGUCAGGCGAACCUUUGAGUACAUAUAUCAGUUAAUGGUUUGAAAACCGGCAUAUUUUCGAGCAGAUACAUAUAUCAUUUUUUUUCUUUUAGUAAAAACAUCGACGUCGGUAAUAACUUAAACUUCUGACAUAACUCUUUUGUUACAAUUACUUAAUGAAUGAAAAUAAUCCGAUGCAAACAGAUAAUUACCCUUUAAAAGUUUUGUCUGAUCUAACAAACAAAUACAUGUACACCUAUGAUUAAAUCGCCCAACGGGUAUUAAUAACUUACACAAUACGUGAUAACCACGUGAGGGAGGCGUGUGUGAUACCACUACAUAAAAAUGGAAAAGAUAAAAACGACCCUAAAUCAUAUAGACCAAUUAGCCUUACCUCCCACUCAGGGAAAUUACUGGAGGGGAUGGUAAAGGCUCGUUUAGAUCACUUACUGGAAUCAAAAAAUAUCAUAAACCCCUUUCAAUCUGGCUUUAGAAAGGGAAGCAGCACUUUGGAUCAGCUUGCGCGUUUGCAGCAAGAUGUGAUCCAAGCCAAAAACAGAUCAUGUUCAGUGCUUGCAAUAUUUUUGGACUUAACUGCAGCUUUUGAUUUAAUUUAACGUGGCAUUUUGGAGUACAAUAUAAACUUAAGGAAUAUGGUAUCACAGGCGCCUGCUUCCAGUACUUAAGGUCCUUCCUUGAGGGCAGAAAAAUUUCUGUUAGAGUAGAUGGGGUACUUUCGGAUCAAGAACCUCUUGAACGUGGAACUCCUCAAGGUUCGAUCCUCUCACCGUUGCUCUUUUCUAUUAUAAUCAACGGUCUCCCAGAUACUCUCUUAAACUCUGGGAUGGUCAUCAGCCAGUUCGCAGAUGAUUCUGGAACGUGGUAAUCAGGGUCCAAUUUGGUCAAACUAGCCCAGGAUGCACAGGCAGGUUUGGACUCACUAUGGGGAUGGGCUAAAAACUGGGGAUUUAAAAUUUCAGAAACUAAAACAGUAGCUAUUCUUUUUGGAAAUAAAAUACAGCACACUUUGAACGUUAAUUUAGGCGGCACACCAAUAAAAUUUGUUAAAGUUGCUCGAUUUUUAGGAGUACUAUUGGAUAAAAAACUCACAUUCGAGCAACAUAUACUAGAUUUGGUUAAACGGUGCCAGAAGGACUUAAAUGUUAUGCGAAUGUUAAAAGGCACAGAUUUCGGAACAGAUAAAAAUAGCCUUUUACUACUAUAUAAGUCCCUUAUACGUUCAAAAAUAGAUUAUGGUGCUCAUAUCUAUUCUGGUGCUAGUAAUACUCUACUCAAUAAGCUUGAUAGAGUCCAAAACAAUGCCCUGAGGUUGGCCCUGGGUGCCCUCAGCUCCACCCCUGCACAGGACCUUGAGGUAGAGGCAGGAAUACCUCAAGAAGAAUGGAACAAACAUUAAAAUAUUGGACCAGAAUUAAGGCCUCUAAAACUAAUAACCCUGUACACACCUUAUUAGGUACAGGUUAUUUUGCUAAAUCAAAGUUCAAAAAUUACAGUCUUCCAUUUGGGGCUCAUUCCCAGGAAUUGGCUGAGAAUUGUGGCCUAAGAGAUGUAAAUGUUGCCGAACACAGACCCUCCGUGGUUCCGCCAUGGACUCUCAAAUUGCCAGAUGUUGAUAUUUUAUUAACAGAAAAAGUGAACAAAUCUGAUUUGCCGCAAUUCGCAAAUACAGAAACAAAAAUCUAUUUCGAAAAAUAUUCAGGUCAUGUACAUAUAUAUACAGAUGGAUCAAAAUGUCCGAAUUCAGGCAAGGGAGCUUCUGCUGUUGUAGUACCAUCAAUGAAUUUCGAACAAAUCGACAGGUUAACUAAUAAUACAUCCAUCUAUACAGCAGAACUACUUGCCAUCAAAAAUGCUAUGUGCUGGAUUUUGGCCAACAAAUCAAGCAAAGUGGCCAUUUCUUCGGAUUCACUUUCAUCACUGACCUCGCUGAAAUCAAAUAAUAGUCAGUCGAGGCCAGAACUGUUAUCAGAAAUAAUUAAUUUAUAUAAUGAGGGCCUGAACGCAGGCCUAGAGGUCACCAUAGUAUGGUGUCCAGCACAUAUAGGCAUAUCUGGCAAUGAGAGAGCUGACUUGGCGGCCAAGGCGGGACUGUUGUUUGAGAGUGUAACCAAACAUAUUGACCUCUCUACCACUGAAGUAUACUCCAGGAUUCGAACCUAUAUUCUGGCCAAAUGGCAAGCAAUUGUUUCUAUAGGUGAACCGAAAAAUAAACACACCAAGACUUCUGUGGGGCUCAGCCGUCCAAUGAUAUAUUCACAAGAUAUAAAGGUGGAUAAGACCAUAACACGGCUGAAACUGGGCACAAACCUGUUGCCCGGUAGUAUCGGGCAAUAUAUCAGGAAAAUUGAACCGGUUUGUGCCCAGUGUAGAGUGAAAUAUGAUACUAAACAUCUGUUACUGGACUGUGGUGAAUUUGGCACCAAUAGAGAAGCUUUCAAACAAUCACUAUCAUUCUGUGGCCUCAAUUAUACAAUAAAAAACAUACUAGAUCCACCAAAAAUUAAUAGAGUAGCUGUCUUUAAAGCACUAGAAAAAUUUAUUCUAGACUGUAGAUUAACUGAUAAAAUCUAAAAUAAACAUUAUUAAGGUUUUCUGCUUCCCACAUGUGUCUCUUUUCAUAACAUAAAGUCAUAAAAUAUAAAAUAGUGUAAGGUUUAUACUGGAUUUUUAUACUUGACAAAAUAAAGAAAAGUAUUAUACACAAUAUACCUAAAAGAUCUGGUUGUAUAAAGCAUUGAAUAAUUUUAUAAUGACUUUAUAGUGUAAGGUAAUAUUAAUAGUACAUGGAGGAGAAAUUUAAAUAUUAAUGAGGUUUUAUACUUGACAACACCAGAGUAUGAGCCAAAUUUGUCAGUCUUGUCAGAAACAUUUAAUAUUUUUAUAUAAUUCCAAAGAAGGGUUUUUUGAGUGAGUGCGGACUGACCGAACAUUCCCAUUGUAUUUAAUAUAAUGGAAUAAGGUAACAUUAAAAUUAAUUAGUAUAAUACAUAAUAAUAAGAUUGUUUCAGAUACUCCAUAUAUAUACUUUAAUAAUAUAGAACACAAAGUUGGGUAAGCAGUAAACACAAAACAAUAACAACAACUAAACAGAUAUAGGGGUGCUAGUAUAUUCUACUUAACUUAUAAUAGAAAUCCAUGGGAUUGUCAACAUUUUACAUAUAUUCUUUAAAUAAAAACUCUAAAAUAGUUAAAUGGCACUUAGGACCCAGUUGUUUGGGUAAUUAUGAGUAAUAGCCAAAGACGGCAAGUCUUUUUCUUUGACAAAGCAAAAAUUUUAGGUCAAGCGCGAUAUUAGCAAGAAUAGUUGAGCUACAUCAUAUUCAUAUAUAACCGGUCACCCCAGGAACUCUAUUAAUUACCAAUCAGCUAUAAUUGUUAUGGCUGAUUCAGCAAAGGAGAUAAAGACAGUAAUAAGCUUAUAGAAAGAAUAAUAACAAAAAAACUAUGUUUGUUGCUUCUUGUCCUGUCCCUCCUAUAAUACAGUACAGACGCCAUGGUGUACACGAAUAUAUAUACUAUAAUUGUGUAGGUUUUAAUUGUUGCCAUAUCAUGUGACCCUUAUGUUUUAUCUGUAAAUAUGCCAAAUGUAAUUAUUUUAUAUAUAUAUUGAUAUUUUUAACAGUGGCCCUAAAAAGUAAGCCGUGAAACGGUGUUUUCUAUAUAUUGGAUUGUUUUUAUUAUUCAUAUCUUAAACAGGGUCACGCGAAAGGCAUUGUCUUAAAUAUUGUUUGAUUGAUGACCAUUAUUAAUCAUAUGGGAGGAAGGGAGCUACAUGUUGCCUGAUAUGUUAAAAAAGUCUCCAUACUGUACAUAAAUAUAUACUAUUUCUCUUUUAUAGUAUAAAUAAUUUUAGCAGUUUACUGCAGAAAUGGGCUCAAUGUAAAUAAUAUGGAGCAAAAGUCAUCAUGAGCCCAUCCAAGAGUGAAACUAUCUUAUAUAUGUUCAACAAGAUAGUUUCACCACAUACCAGGCAAUGAAGAUAUUACUGAUAGCUAAAUGGGGCUUUAGUCUACAACUCAGAUUUUUCUGAGUUGUUAGAAUCUCAGUGUGAUAUCUGGCAACAUUGUUAUUCUUAUAAGGUCAUCAUCAAUAUUCAGUAAUAACAAGGUCCAGAUAUUAGUUAAGUAUGCAAAAAAAAAUUUAGGCAGAAUGACAGAGGCAGUAUAUAAAAAUGAUUAUGGCUUAUGUAAAAACAUAUUAUUUAACAUCAGAAUGAUUUAUUUUCUGUUUACAGCAACAAUCAGGUGGUUAAAUUCGUUUUUUCUGGUUUUUCAGAAAAAUCGGAUUGACCUACUUGAUUUGUAAACAACUUUAGGACAGCCAAUCACGACAAAGCAGACAACGCGGUUUUAACCAAUCAGCGUUGGCCUGCCAAAACCGUGGUUCGUCUGAAAAAUGUAAACAAACAGAAGUUUUUCAAUAAAUUUAGGACUUUGCUGUCUCUGUCACACUUAUAAAUAUAGUUUUAAAUAUAAAAUAUGUUUUAAUAAUUGAUAUAGUAUAAAUUGGGGAAAACAAAAUGCCUUGACACACUAUAUGAGGUACAUGAAAGAAGAUACACAUAUAAAAAUGAAGAGGUGAAAUAAAUAACGCAAGGUACAGAAAGGCCAGAAAGUAGACUUUAUCGAUCUUGCGUCAUAAAACGUUCAAAUAUUUCAAGUGGUGAAUGUUAAUAUUUUUAAAUGACAAUAAGUGUUUGUGUUUGAUAUCGAACUCCUCUGUGAAGGCUGUGAAGG
Molecule: messenger RNA, 6275 nt
Organism: Mercenaria mercenaria
Lineage: Eukaryota; Metazoa; Mollusca; Bivalvia; Venerida; Veneridae
Exons: 2
Coding region: 2920-4110 (396 amino acids)
Molecular function (GO): RNA-DNA hybrid ribonuclease activity; nucleic acid binding
Source: RefSeq, a predicted model, not a curated record